AUGUCACAACCCAUCUCCGCGACUGCCUCUGGUAAUAUCUCUGACUUACUGAAACAACUUCCUAUAAAGCAAAAUAUCAAUUCGCAGGCACAAAGUGUUAUUCCUCCUGAGAUACGUACCACCAUCGAAACUACCCAAUUAGAACCAAGCCCUAUCAAUCAAGAAUAUAUCGCUAUACGAGACGUAGAUAUACAAAUUCAUAAUCUCCCUCUAGAAACAAUAUUAAUAGGAUCCGAUGAAAUUACCACUGAGAUUAUAGUAGACUUGCUUAAUACGGCAAUGAAAACUAGACAAAAAGAAAAUUUAUGCUGGUAUUGUUACACUAAAGCAUAUGAAAAUCGAGUCAUAUAUAUUAAAUCCACGAAUAACAUCGAUGACCAAUCAGCUAGAACACUGGUAUAUAAUGAAAUCAGAUUGCUUCUUCCCGGUAUCUCUGAUGUAAAUUUGCGUAAGAGAACUUUCAAAGCUAAAAAAGUUUAUACAUUGUUCGAAGGGAUAGGAAUAGAUAUGAUUAGGCAAAUAACUUACAGUGCAAAUGCUAUUUCAAGCCUAACGGAUAUUCAAAUCCAAAAUAUUAUAAAUCGUUUCCGUGAAAAGACCACUAGCAUAAAUGAUACGAUUAAUUGCCAAGAAGUGAUCGGCGUUCCGAAAAAGAACGCGCAUAUGUCAGAUCUAUCUAGCUCAAACGAUUCAUCAACAGAGUUGGCACAAUCAAAAUUACCAGAAAUCAAG
Acaulospora colombiana is the source of this 732-nucleotide messenger RNA. The record is from the annotation of a GenBank genome assembly. NCBI's taxonomy places the organism in Eukaryota, Fungi, Glomeromycota, Glomeromycetes, Diversisporales, Acaulosporaceae.